ACAUAACUUGUUUAAAUAAUAGAGCGAAGGAUCGUAGAGAGCUUGGGUGACACGAAUGGUAUAUAUAAACCGUUGAGUUAACUUAGAAAACUCUCUUAGAUUCCAAACGUGUCCGGUGCUCCAAUGGGGAAACUUUUCUGGCUUGCCAUUGCGAUUGCGAUAGGACUUGUUUUAAGCAACUGGGUUCAUGGCUUUCAAGGAUAUGAAUAUCACCACUUGAAUGAAACAGAACCCUCAUUGCUGGAGGCUCAUGAAUCAUCUUUGUUUCAGAGCAAUACUCUCUUCGUGGGACUCACCCUUAUUCAUACUGCAGCUGCCAAAGGAGCAGUGUGCUUGGAUGGAUCUUUACCUGCUUAUCAUUUGCAUCGGGGUUAUGGAUCAGGAGCAAACAGCUGGCUUAUUAAUUUAGAGGGAGGUGGAUGGUGUAACAGCAUUAGAACAUGUGUUUAUCGCAAGAGAACACGGCGUGGAUCAUCCACAUUUAUGGAAAAGGAGAUUCCUUUUACGGGAAUACUGAGCAACAAAGCUGAAGAAAACCCAGAUUUUUUCAAUUGGAACAGAGUAAAGAUUCGUUAUUGUGAUGGAGCAUCAUUUACCGGUGAUAGUGAAGACAAGACAGCAGACCUACAAUUCAGAGGACAGAGGAUUUGGGCAGCCGCAAUAGAAGAUUUGAUGUCCCAGGGAAUGCGCUUUGCCGAGCAGGCUCUUCUCUCCGGAUGCUCUGCUGGUGGCUUGGCUACUAUCAUACACUGCGACGAAUUUCGCAACCUCUUUCCUAGGACCACCAGAGUGAAGUGUCUUAGUGAUGCCGGAUUGUUUCUUGAUGCAAUUGAUAUAUCUGGUGGCCAUACCCUCAGAAAUUUCUACACCGGUGUCGUAGGAUUGCAGGGAGCACAGAAGAAUUUGCCCGAGAUAUGUACUAAUCAUCUUGACCCCACAUCGUGCUUCUUCCCCCAGAACUUGAUUGCGAGUGUUAGAACCCCGCUAUUCAUUCUCAAUGCUGCUUAUGAUUCAUGGCAGAUCCAAUCGAGUAUAGCGCCUCCAUCAGCAGAUCCACAUGGAUAUUGGCAUGAUUGCAGAUUAAACUAUGCUAAAUGUACUACAUCACAGAUCCAAUUUCUUCAAGGAUUCAGGAUUCACAUGCUGAACAUUAUAAAAGAGUUCUCAAGAUCAUACAAGAAUGGAUUGUUCAUCAAUUCAUGUUUCUCUCACUGCCAAUCUGAGAGGCAGGACACAUGGUUCGCUGAAAAUUCUCCAAUCGUGAAGAACAAGGUAAUUGCUGUGGCUGUUGGAGAUUGGUAUUUCGACCGCGCAGGUGUGAAGGUGAUUGAUUGUCCUUACCCUUGUGAUAAUACCUGUCACCAUCUCGUAUUCAGAUCAUGACCCCAAUUU
Molecule: messenger RNA, 1392 nt
Organism: Arachis ipaensis
Lineage: Eukaryota; Viridiplantae; Streptophyta; Magnoliopsida; Fabales; Fabaceae
Product: Pectinacetylesterase family protein
Biological process (GO): cell wall organization
Cellular component (GO): plant-type cell wall
Molecular function (GO): pectin acetylesterase activity
Source: RefSeq, a predicted model, not a curated record